ACGCGGCUAGCCGACGCCCGACGGCACGGUUCCAGCCUGACAUCUGAGGGUCUCCGCGAGCCGCUGCCAGCGUUCACACCUCCCCUUCUCCCUCCCAGCUAGCCCCAGCUUGCCUGACGCGGAGGAGAGAGGAGAGCGGAUCUGCCUGCCAUGAUGUGGGGGAUCGCCGCCGCCGUAGCGUCCGCCGCCGCCGUCGCCGUGGCCUCCGGCGCCGAGCUCCUCGCGUGCGACUGCGCCCCGACGGCGCCGGUCGUCGUCGGCAGAUGCGACGGCUUCUUCUUCAGGCAGCAGCACCAACAGGGAUCCUCUUCGUCGGCGGGGGAGAGCGGCCGCGACGGCAAGUUCGCGCCCCGAUUCGACGGCCUGCGGUUCAUCGAGACGCUCGUCACCGCCCACCGCUGAAGACGCCUGUUGUUCGACCGACCGCCUCUGUUUCCUUCCUCAGGGGAUUCCUUUUUCUUUUCGUCUUCUUCCUGCGAUUCGACGGAAGAAGCUAGCUGCUACACUAUUGAUUCGGCUAUUGGUGGCCAACACGCUGCCAAAUUUUUGCUAGGAUAUGGUUGAGGCUUUUGAUUUUCUUUCUUCCCCUUUUCUUUUUAGUUGGAUGAUGGUCGUCUUAUUGUUGAUUGAGGUGAUGCUAUUGAAUUGAAACCGUGAUGAUUGUAUGUACUUAUUAAGAGCCUUGGUUCUUUACCUGAUUUGUUGGUACAAGCUGUAUGAACUCAUCCCCAAAAUUGCCAUUC
This is a messenger RNA of Brachypodium distachyon (stiff brome), 743 nucleotides long. RefSeq lists its product as uncharacterized. The record is from RefSeq and is a predicted model, not a curated record. Bases 151 to 402 code for a protein of 83 amino acids. The transcript has 2 exons. NCBI's taxonomy places the organism in Eukaryota, Viridiplantae, Streptophyta, Magnoliopsida, Poales, Poaceae.